GAUCAACACUGUGAUCGCGUCUAUAUCCUACGUGUGAACCACUACCCUUCACAUGCCGCCGAAAAACAUGACACGGGACUGCCUGCGCAUGCCGUAUCCUAAUUUCCACGUAAUGUGACAAAGUACUGCAUGAGCGAAAAGAAGAUAUAUUUCCUUUCCUUUACAUUGCUGGAGUUUGGUGUAUGGUAUUAAUGUAAGUGGAGUUACCCCUAGUGUACAACCAAGAUCGAAGGGCGUCGGAAAAAUUACUGGAGCCACUUUUAUUUCAGACUCAAGUUAUAAAAGCGAAUUUAUCCCAAGGAGGGUUAUGUAAUGUAUUUCAUGUAAAUACGUAGAAUAUCAAAAUUAGGACUUUAAUAAAUUAAAGCGAGGAAAGCGAAUGUUUUAUUCUCACACAGAUCACUCGGUUAAAGCCGAAAACGACAUAAAUAUGUUCACCGAAAAUUUGUAACUCUACGCCGCUUUGAAUGUUUGAAUCAUGUCUUUCUUUUUGGUCUGCUAUGAAUAUUGGAAGGGGCUUUUUUGUAGCCAUAAAAAAGAAAUGAUUCGGUAGAAAGGUCAAGUCAAAGUAAAAUGUUGUUAGUACUGAAAGGGGGCGACAAUUCUUUAAUUGUAGCUCUCCUGGGAACAUCUAGCCAUUGCCAGGUGACCGUAAAUCACUAAUAGGAGCGCGCGUUAGAUUCGACUAAGCUCCACUUACAUAAGCAAAAUUAGUCAUCAAAUGAAAUUUUUAUGGAACAUAAGAGCGAUUUUCGCUUGCCAGAGAAGAUUUCGUAUGAGAUGUUUAAAUAAAAAAAGAUUACGAUAAUGGGAAAUUAACCUUAAAUCCUGUACGUAAUAUGGUACAUAUCGACACAUUCCCGGUAUGCUCUGAGAUCACGGUACAAUUUAAAAUCUAGCAAAACUCUCCCUUAAACGCCUUUUUUCCUUUAACACACCUCAGGCAAUUUGUAAGAGCAAUUAAGCAGUUUUAUCAACUUCUGUUGCGUAACUGAAGCUUAUUAUAAAUCGUUUGCUGUGGUAAGGACACCGCCACACCUUCUUGACUCAUGGUUCAGUUGUUAAAAUCAUAAAGCUAAAAAUGAACAGAGCGAUUUAAUCCCUGCAAUUUCAAAUCCUGAAAACUGAAAGAAUAGUUGACUGAAAGAAAUAUCAGGCUGAUUAACCUAAAGAUGUAUACCGCAAAAAAAAGAGGUUCUGUCCUCUCGUUGCUUUUACUGGCACCCGCAUUAACCAGCAAACCACCCGCAAGCAGUCAUCAUUUAUCUGAUACGCACUUGAACUUGCACGUAGGUUUGAUAACUUAUUCAUCGCGUUUGACAAUAAACAGUUCAUAAUCCUUGUUCACAGCUAGACUAAAUUACUCCGUUCUACAUAUCACAGUAAUCUCAAGGUUCGCAUCCUAAAAGAAAAGUAUGACUGAAAAGGCUCCCGAGGAAACCAAGGAAAUCAACGAUGACACUCAACCCGACCAACAGAGCAAAGAAGGUUGUUGUGCUAUCAACAAGGUUUAUUUGGUAUCCAAAGGGUUCUACUUUUUCUUCUUCUCUGCCCAAGGGUCGCUGUUGCCAUAUCUGGCUCUCUUCUUUAAACAACUCGAGUUGCCCGCUAGUCAAAUCGGUGCCAUUACGGGAAUGAAGCCUUACAUCGCUUUCUUCUUCAUUCCAUUUUGGGGGUGCGUUGCUGAUCGAUUCAAGAAAGGAAAGCUGUUGUUUGUUGUAGCUAUGAUUGCUGUUAUUUUAGGGAUGGUCGCCUAUGCUCUCGUUCCAAUCAAUAUUUGCGAGACUGAAUCGACUGCAAGUGUCAGUCGCCGAGCCAUACCAAGGGGAUUUGAUGGUAGCUCAUAUUCCAAACACGUCAGAAGCGCCAUACAACAUGCGUCAUUUCCGUUCCAUCGAGCCGACGAAAGACCAACACGGAACAUGAAAACAACGCCAGAAGACGACGCUCAAUUACAUAAAAAGUCAAAACUGAAAAGAGGAAAACUAAUAAAUGAGUGGAGACACUCCCAUAUAUCUAAAUUGAUUAGAAAAGUUUCCUCGAUGGAAGAAACAAUGAAGUUGGAUGGUUUCAACAAGAAUUUGAAACUGGUAAGAUUUAACGUGAAAACCGGCCGAAGAGCUCGACAAGGCUCAAACAACACGACGUCCUUGGACGGCGUUUCGGAAAUGGCAGAUGAAUCUCUCGAAGAAACUCCAUGGUCUCAAUCAGAUAUGAUCGCCCUACAGGGUCAGAAAUCUAAAAAGACCCCUUCAAGAAAAAACACUUUUAUCUUUCUUUACUUGCUUCUUGCAACAAUCUUCACAACCAUACUGUCGUGUCCAAGUCUUACACUCGCAGACACUGCUACUGUAAACCUGCUGAAGCAGAAUGAUGAGACGCAUAAGUAUGGUAAGCAGCGAAUGUGGGGAUCUGUUGGCUACGGAUCUAUGGCGUUUCUUGUCGGCUCUGCCGUCAGCCGCACCCACCUUUGUCCUCCCGGAAGCGCCAGGCGGAAGGACGUGAACUACUAUCCAUGCUUCGCAAUGUAUGUGGUUUAUAACAUCAUUGCUUUAGUUAUAGGAUCCAGAUUUGAGUUUAACAAUAAUGGUAAAACGGACACGCAAGAAACCAACGAUGACGGUCAUCAAAGUAAAGAAGAAGCUGAAAGCAGAACCAAAGGUAUAAUCGCUGGACUAAUCCUCCUCACACGACCAAGACAUGCCAUGUUUUUAGUAACCGCGUUCUAUGUCGGCAUCACAAUGGGUUUUAUCCGGGUGUUUCUCUUUUGGCACUUGAAAGACUUAGGUGGCACUCAGAUUCUUUUCAGCAUCAUGACAGCAAUUAACUGUGUUGCUGAAGUGACGCUGUAUUUCCUUUCUACCAAAUUGAUUUCCUAUCUCGGCACCAUAAGAGUGCUCUACCUUGGCUUGACAUGUUACUCCAUACGAUUAUUCUACUAUGCAUCUGUCUCCAACCCUUGGACUGUUCUCCCUGUGGAACUGUUGUCUGGUAUCACUACAGCUGCUGUUUGGGCCGCCAUGAUGUCUUACGUGGGAACUCAUUCUGUUAAGGGUGCUUCUGUAACACUGCAAGGUAUUUUACAUGGCGUCCACUGGGGUCUUGGUCACGGAUCAGGGGAGCUCAUUGGUGGUUUUCUGAUAAGUACCUUUGGUGCUCCCACCACAUUUUCCAUAUUUGGAGCAAUUUGCCUCGUGCUGAUGGGCACUUAUAUUCUAGUAAACAUCCUAACAAAUGGCUCUGAUGAAAAAGAAGGUUCAGCAGAGUAAAAUGGAUAACAUUGGA
Orbicella faveolata is the source of this 3285-nucleotide messenger RNA. Its product is annotated as major facilitator superfamily domain-containing protein 6-like. Gene Ontology annotation, cellular component: membrane. NCBI's taxonomy places the organism in Eukaryota, Metazoa, Cnidaria, Anthozoa, Scleractinia, Merulinidae. The record is from RefSeq and is a predicted model, not a curated record.